GUGAUGCCAAUGUGAUAUGGGAUGGGGAGGAGGCGGGCCGAUGAGGAGGGCAACGGAGAGUGCGAUGGGGAGUAUGAUGAAGAGUAUGAGGAGGGGGAUGAGGAGGAUGAGGAGGACGAGGGGGAAGAAGGGGAAGAGGAGGAGGAGGAAGAUGAGGAGAAGGAAGAGGAUGAGAAGGAUGGUGAGGAGGAUGAGGAGGGAGAGGAGGGUGAGGAGGGAGAGGAGGAUGAGGAGGGAGAGGAGGAUAAUGAGGAAGGGUAGGUACAAGAAGAGCUCGAACAUGAAGUGGAAGAGCCCGAAUUUGGUACUUUUGAAUCGAACUGCUUCCCUUCUCGUUUUUACUAGGUGAUUCAUGGCUGCCUAGCCAAAUUAC
This is a messenger RNA of Closterium sp. NIES-67, 373 nucleotides long. The record is from the annotation of a GenBank genome assembly. Lineage: Eukaryota; Viridiplantae; Streptophyta; Zygnematophyceae; Desmidiales; Closteriaceae.